CCGGCCCUGAAUCCCUUUGCUUACUCGAGCCGUCAAGCAGGCCCAACAUGACAGUUCGCUACCGAGUUCGAGCAAGCCGGUAUACAGACAGACAGCUGUGUAGACAGGAGGCGCAGGCCUGGACAAGAAAGAGGUCACUGCGAAUGCCCACAUCUCAUCUCGCUAGUUGGCCAUCGCAACGUUCGCUUCAUAGCCCGAGUCUUGGAGGGGAACUUGCCCCGACCAACACGUCUCCGUUAUCAUCCGCUUGGUGCGCCCUCUGUCUGUUCCAUCAGAGUAUAUCAGACAGAGUAUAUCAAAGAGAGGCAGCAAAGCAGCAAUCAGGCCGAUGGCAUUGCGAUCGUCCCUGGCUCCCAUGGCUCCUCUCGCCCAUGACUUGCUCGGUGAUGGCUGCGAUGCUCAUUCUGCAUUGCGAGGCACGCUAA
Molecule: messenger RNA, 425 nt
Organism: Periconia digitata
Lineage: Eukaryota; Fungi; Ascomycota; Dothideomycetes; Pleosporales; Periconiaceae
Source: the annotation of a GenBank genome assembly